AUGCGUAUCAGAAACGGAAGUGACUUCAUCGGAUCGACUUUUUCCCAGAAAAUAUUUUUGGACUAUUUCUUUGCAUUUUAUUUUUUAGCAAUUUUCGUUUUAUCAAUCUCGAUUUUCUAUCGCUUAUUUUCUUCUGUGUCGUUCUAUUUUUCAUUGUUUGUUUUUCCCUUUCUCCUUUGCUCUCCCUUUUCCGUUUGUCACUUGCUUUUAUUCAAUGUUUUGUUCACUUCUUUAUUCAUUCAUCAUCAUCAACUCUCUCUCUCUCUCUCUCUCUCUCUCUCUCUCUCUCUCUCUCUCCUGUAUCUCAUCUCUAUCUAUCUAUCUAUCUAUCUAUCUAUCUAUCUAUCUAUCUAUCUAUACACGCGAGGAUCUAUGCUUGUGUAUUUCAAGAAGGGAUGGAGAAAAAUUAAUUGUGUAACCAUUAAUCUAUUCAUAUCUAUCUAUCCAUCUAUCUAUCUAUCUCAGUCUGAUCAUUAUCUAUCUAUGUCAGUGUGGCCAUACCACCUUCUCUCUCUCUCUCUCUCUCUCUCUAUCUAUCUAUCUAUCUAUCUACCUAUCUAUCUAUCUAUCUAUCUGUCUCUCUCAGUUUGUUCAUAUCUACCUUGGUCUAUUUGA
Messenger RNA from Acanthosepion pharaonis, 615 nucleotides. The record is from the annotation of a GenBank genome assembly. Lineage: Eukaryota; Metazoa; Mollusca; Cephalopoda; Sepiida; Sepiidae.